Messenger RNA from Labrus mixtus (cuckoo wrasse), 1811 nucleotides. RefSeq names its product patatin-like phospholipase domain-containing protein 2. Gene Ontology annotation, cellular component: lipid droplet; cytoplasm; membrane. The transcript has 9 exons. Bases 213 to 1628 code for a protein of 471 amino acids. The record is from RefSeq and is a predicted model, not a curated record. Gene Ontology annotation, biological process: triglyceride catabolic process; lipid homeostasis. Lineage: Eukaryota; Metazoa; Chordata; Actinopteri; Labriformes; Labridae. Gene Ontology annotation, molecular function: triacylglycerol lipase activity.
AAGCUUGUUUUCUGUUUCACAGCCUGUGACGUUUGAGCAGAGUAGAGGUUGCGCAACACCCCGCCGCUGGCAGCAGAAUCACUCCCCAUCUAACUGUGAGUGUAGUGGAGUUUACACGUUUGAUGAAAUUCUGAACGAAAGCCAAGUGCCCCAGCUGAACUCUUCGCAGGUGCAUUGAGAAGAAUACAAUUAGAGAUGCGGGUUUCGACGCGAUGGGGACCUUAGAGAAGAUGUUUGACUGGGACCAGGAGUGGAGCAUUUCUUUUGCAGGAUGUGGAUUCAGGAGUGUUUACUACCUGGGAGCUUUGAGUUGUAUCCUCGAGCGGGUCCCGCAGCUGGUUCACGGAGCCUCCAAGAUCUGUGGCGCUUCUUCUGGUUGUCUCGUGGCUGCAGCUUUGAUUGUCGGGAUUCCCAUUGAAGAGUUCUGUGUUGAUGUUCUGACCACAGCGAGAGAGGCCAGAAAACACACUCUGGGCGUUUUCCACCCGACCUUCAGUCUGCUGCGGACUGUCAAGGACUUCCUGCUGAAGAAGUUUCCAGAAGAUGCCCACCUCAGGGCGUCUGGAAAGCUCUGCGUGUCCCUCACCAGAAUUUCUGAUUGGAAGAACGUUUUGGUUUCAGAGUUCGACAGCAGAGAAGAGCUCAUUCAGGUUCUCAUGUGCAGCUGCUUCUUCCCUUGUUACAGUGGUUUCAUCCCACCAUCAUACCGGGGAGUGUACUACAUGGAUGGAGCCCUGAGCAACAACAUGCCGCUGUUCGAGCACAGAAACACCAUCACUAUGGCUCCGUUCUCAGGAGAGAGCGACAUCUGCCCCAAAGAGGGGACUUUCAACUUCGUUGAGUCCAGCAUUGCCAACGUCAGCAUCCAGGUCAACACUGGCAACGUGCACCGAAUCUGCACGUCCUUCCUACCUUCCAGACCUGAGAAGCUGGCUGAGAUCUGCCACAACGGCUACAUGGACGCUCUUCGUUUCCUGAGAGGAAGAGAUCUGCUUGGAAGACGGCACCCUCAGCCGUGUUUGGUGAGAGAGAUGGAGGGAGUCAAACCUGCUUGUUGCGAGCUGCUGGAGUCAAAGAAGACGGCGAUGAAUGGAACAAACCUUCAAGAGGAUGAUCACGAGUGGCUGGACCUGAGAGUCGUCGAGAACCUACCUGUUAGCUUGAAGAAAGUGAUGUGUGAGGCGUGCAGGGACAGUCAUGACGGCGGCUCUCACGGGUCUCUGCUCUCUCAGUUCUUCCCAGUGAGAGUGGUUCUGUAUCUGCUGAGCCUUCUGGUGCUUCCCAUUGACCUCCUCUUCGUACUCACCAAAAGCUUGAUAUUAUCAGGUGGUGUAGGGAUUUGCAGACUGCUGACGGUGAUUGGAGAUCGCUGCAGGCAGACGUGGCGCAGAAGCAGCUCCUCUGACUCAGAACUCAGGACACAAGCAAUAAACGGCAACAAGACCGAACCUUCGACGUCAAAAAGCAUCCGGCAUUCCAGCAAAACUCCGCAUUGGGAUGACAACGGUAACCUGGACCAGUUCUCUCUCAUCUGUGCAGGUCCAUCCAACCUCAUGACACUGAAUACACCUGCACACGACAAGCUCACUUCAAAGCGCAGAAGUAAGCAGAUUCUUCUACAACAAUAACCAAGCAGAGAAUCAGGACUUUAAAAUGUGGAUGUUUUUGUGGAUGGUAUAUAUUAUUUAUCACUUUCUUGAUCUCAAUCUGUAUAAGGAAAAACCAUCUAUCAUCUUUGUUUUUCUCCUUAUUUUCAUGAGGGAGUAGGGGGAGGUAGAGCAUCAGCCUGAUCCAGAGGGGGGUGAGUGCUG